AUUGCGCCGCCUUUGUCUCCACAUGUUACCCCGCUUUCUUCUUUCCUCAAUUACGCCGCAUCGGGAUCUCGCCUCAUUAACCUCCAUGGACGAGCCUCCGGCCCUGAGGGGAACAAGCAAAGACCUGAGCUUAUGUUCUUCGUGGGGCUAUAAUUCCGGGAGGAUUGAUUCGAAAAAAAUCCGGGUGGUAUUUUCGGUUUCUUUUGAACAUUUGGGGCGCCACUUUUUGUGUAAAAAACCAGCGCUUGAUUCUGUGCUGUGUGGCUACAGAGGGCCCCUAGUCACUGCAUUGAGAGCCUGCCACAAUGCUAUCGAUUCUCUGAACAUCAGCCCGCAAGCUUAGGAGACCUAUUGUUGAAUAUCCCAAUUCCACAGUUUUCUUAAUUUGAUGCAGGAGACGGCUAGAUUUGUCAGUUUUUGCCAUCCUCCUUGGAAGGUACAGAUACAGAGCUACCGUACAAGAAUUUGCAGUCUUGCGAGGAGUAGCAUAGGAAUGGAUGAUGGUCAAGUAUACCAAGAAGAAGGAGAUGACCAUGAUUUGGUGCUGCAGAAACAAGAAUGGAUCAAGUAUGCCUUUAAUCCCCUCCCACCACCUCUUCUUCAUCAGCUCUUCAGUCUAUCAGGAGGAGUUGACUCGUAUAUCUUGUUGGUUGUUUGGUCAUUUAGAACACAAGAUAUGCUCAAGAGUAAGCUUAUUCUUGAAGAUGAUUUUGUUUGGAGUUUACCUUCAGUUGGCUCAAGUUCAGGUGAAGAUGCAAGGGGCAAACUGAAGUAUAUUGGUGGGACUGACAUUAGCUUCUUAAAAGAAGACCCAUCCACAGCAUGCGCCGCGGUGGUAGUCCUGGAUGCUGAUACUUUAGAAGUUGUCCAUGAAGAGUUUGACGUUGUUCGACUGCAAGUGCCAUAUAUUCCUGGAUUUCUUGCAUUCAGAGAGGCACCAAUUCUUCGUGGACUCUUGGAUAAGGUGAAGAUCAAUGCACGACAUUUCUACCCUCAGUUGCUCAUGGUUGAUGGAAACGGAUUGCUCCAUCCGCGAGGUUUCGGUUUAGCUUGUCAUCUUGGCGUGCUUGCAGACCUUCCAACCAUCGGAGUUGGGAAAAAUCUGCAUCAUGUGGAUGGCCUUAACCAAUCAGAUGUCAGAAGACGGCUUUUGUUGGAAGAAGACUGCAAUAACGGACUAAUUUUGUUGACUGGAGAGUCUGGGACAACAUGGGGCGCGGCGAUGCUUUCCUGCUCUGGUUCGUCGAAACCAGUCUACAUCUCAAUUGGGCAUCGCAUUUCGCUUGAUUCAGCAACUGCUGUAGUGAAGAUGUGUUGUAAAUACCGUGUUCCUGAGCCAACGCGGCAGGCUGAUAUAAGAUCGAAGGUGUUCCUGCAGAAGCUCCGAAGGCCAGAGCAGUAACAAGACUUGGCAGUUGGCACACCUGGAGCCUGCUCACUUUGCUGGCUGAGUUGAAUUUUCAGAAUUGAGAUGUGUGUGUCACGGCAACAUGAAAUGAUUUCUGUACAGCUUCCUCUAACCAGCAUAACUACAUCCAACAUGAUAGUCACUUGUGACAUGAUUUCUGCUCGUUUCAGAAUGAAGUGUCUUACAUGAAA
Molecule: messenger RNA, 1599 nt
Organism: Panicum hallii
Lineage: Eukaryota; Viridiplantae; Streptophyta; Magnoliopsida; Poales; Poaceae
Product: endonuclease V
Exons: 7
Coding region: 389-1402 (337 amino acids)
Biological process (GO): DNA repair
Cellular component (GO): nucleolus; cytoplasm
Molecular function (GO): RNA endonuclease activity producing 5'-phosphomonoesters, hydrolytic mechanism; single-stranded RNA binding
Source: RefSeq, a predicted model, not a curated record